CCAGACCAGGCUUAGUUGUGCUCCAGCAGAAGGAAAAAAAAGAACAUGAACCUCACUUUGUCACUUUGCUGCUUUAAUCUGCUUUUAGUGCUUGAUUAUGUUAGAGGAAAACCUAUUUCUGAUUUACGGAGUUUGAAGCAGAUUUUGGAAGAGAUUGACGACAUGCCUCAUCGCUCUUCAGAGGAGAUGCAAGACAGCGGCGGCAAUGCAGAGAAGUCAAAGCAUGACGCUUCAGAGGGGCAUCCGUGGGACUCCUCCGACCCCAGCAACUCGGCACUGGAGGCUAAAGCAGAUGUCCUUGCCCUUCUCUUCAAAGACCUCUUCCGGACCUCCAAGCGUUCCUGGGGCCGCUUCAAAAAAGGCAGGCUGAGGAGCUGCUUCGGCGUCCGCUUGGAUCGGAUCGGGUCUUUCAGCGGAUUGGGAUGUUGAGGGUGUAUCUGACAACGGUCCAUCAAAGUAUUAAACGCCACUUCACACACCGUUGUACAUUUUCAUAAAAUUGCUGUGAAAGGAAGCUAUUUGUUAUUUAUUAUUUUGCUAUGUAAAAGAACUGUUGCCGUCUAUUAUAUUGGA
Molecule: messenger RNA, 573 nt
Organism: Phyllopteryx taeniolatus (common seadragon)
Lineage: Eukaryota; Metazoa; Chordata; Actinopteri; Syngnathiformes; Syngnathidae
Gene: nppal
Product: natriuretic peptide A-like
Exons: 3
Coding region: 46-429 (127 amino acids)
Cellular component (GO): extracellular region
Molecular function (GO): hormone activity; hormone receptor binding
Source: RefSeq, a predicted model, not a curated record